AUGUCGAACGUACGAGCGGACAAGCAAAUAGCACACGAAAGGCGCCGUGCUGGCGAGGUGGCACUCAGUGACUUUGCCGACUACGUUGAGAAGCAGACUCGACUACGGAAACCAGGUGGCGAUAUAACACACAAUGACGAGCAUGACGAGUUGAGCAUUCUUGAGACAUUGGGUCUCUCUGAUGAUACUCAACCUAGUGUAGGAAUGAGGGAUCUUCUUCUUGGCCCCCAGGAGGAGAAUGGUCCCAAGCUCAAAGAGCUCAUAGCUUCUAGAAUUGCAGAAGGCCGAGGAGAGACUUUGUUCGACGUAGGGCUUGAUAACACAACUGAAGAGCCUAUGGGCUUUACUAAAGAAGAGUAUGAGCUUGCGAUGAAAUCAGUAAAAGCCGCUGUCUUAGAGCUCAAAGCAUCUAUAACAGUAUUGAUUACACAUAAUUUGGGGCUUGAUGGAGAAGAACCAUCAGACGACAAGGGUGCUAGCUCAAUGCUACUAAUACGAAAACAGCCAGAGUCACUAGAGGACUUGCUCGAAAUUAGAGUGGCAGUGGUUGGAAAUGUCGACGCCGGAAAAUCUACCAUGUUAGGUGUAUUGACCAAAAACACCCUAGAUGAUGGACGAGGGCGAACUCGUGUAAAUCUAUUCAGACACAAACAUGAGAUCGAGUCUGGCCGAACCAGCUCCGUUGGGAUGGAGAUUCUUGGUUAUGACUCGGAAUCAAACAUAAUCGGCAGCAAUGAUCCGGGUCGAAAGCUCAAAUGGGAGGAGAUUGGUAACCGCUCUGCCAAAGUGAUAUCCUUCACUGAUCUUGCUGGUCAUGAACGGUACUUGCGAACCACCGUUUUCGGUCUACUAGGAACUUCUCCGGACUAUGUUAUGCUUAUGGUUGCUGCAAAUAACGGUCUUAUUGGCAUGUCCCGCGAGCAUCUUGGUAUUGCACUGGCAUUAAAUGUCCCCGUCCUCGUGGUGGUAACCAAGAUCGACAUCUGCCCCCCACAAAUUCUCGAGCAGACUAUGACUCAGAUCACAAAAAUCUUGAAAUCUCCAGGUGCACGCAAAAUUCCUAUAUUCAUAAAAAGCAAGACGGAUGUUGUCAACACCGCCAAACAGUUUGUCAGCGAACGUAUUUGCCCGGUCUUCCAGGUAUCUAAUGUUACUGGUCAAGGGUUGGAUUAUAUCAGAACGUUUCUGAACAUCUUGCCGUUUCACGGAAAAUUCGACUCAAAGUCGUCGUUCGAGUUCCAUGUCAAUGACUGUUUCUCUGUGCCCUUUGUAGGAACAGUGGUUUCUGGUGUCGUUAAGAGCGGCGUGAUUCACGCUGGCGAUCCAAUUCAAUUAGGGCCGGACAGCUUGGGAAACUUUAUACAAACAACUGUCAGAUCUAUCGAACGGAAACGGAUAGCUGUUCCCGUCUGCUCUGCGGGUCAAAGCGCUUCAUUUGCACUCAAGAAAGUCAGACGCCGUGAAGUUAGGAAAGGGAUGGUUGUAUUGCCUCGAUCUGAAGUCCCUCCCAAAGCACAUAUGCGCUUUGUUGCCGAAGUCUUGAUCUUGUCCCAUGCAACUACUAUCAAGCCAAAAUACCAGGCCAUGCUACACGUCGGUCCCGUCAGCCAGACCUGCCGUAUUAUUGACAUAGAUCGCGAUCUUAUGCGUACUGGUGACAGGGCUAUUGUCGCUUUUGAAUUCUGUCAGAGACCGGAAUUUCUCUGUGUUGGUGACAAGCUUCUCUUCCGUGAGGGUCGGACCAAAGGGCUAGGUAUAGUUAAGUCCUUAGACUAUGAUAGUACAGUCCCUUUGGUUAAAGAAACCUGA
Messenger RNA from Morchella sextelata, 1809 nucleotides. RefSeq lists its product as uncharacterized. The record is from RefSeq and is a predicted model, not a curated record. Gene Ontology annotation, biological process: translational elongation. NCBI's taxonomy places the organism in Eukaryota, Fungi, Ascomycota, Pezizomycetes, Pezizales, Morchellaceae. Gene Ontology annotation, molecular function: translation elongation factor activity; GTPase activity; GTP binding. The transcript is spliced from 5 exons. Bases 1 to 1809 code for a protein of 602 amino acids.